Molecule: messenger RNA, 948 nt
Organism: Limulus polyphemus (Atlantic horseshoe crab)
Lineage: Eukaryota; Metazoa; Arthropoda; Merostomata; Xiphosura; Limulidae
Product: adrenocorticotropic hormone receptor-like
Exons: 1
Coding region: 1-948 (315 amino acids)
Biological process (GO): G protein-coupled receptor signaling pathway
Cellular component (GO): membrane
Molecular function (GO): G protein-coupled receptor activity
Source: RefSeq, a predicted model, not a curated record
AUGGCUACUCUUCAGAAGAAUGAUACGAAUAGCUCAGAAAACCAACUAUUCAGAUUUCUUAACAUAAUGGACUCUAGCGCUUUCGUUGUCGUACUGCUUCUGUUGAUUGUUGUUCCCAAUGUCGUAGUGUUGGGAACGAUACUUACCAGAAAGACUCUUCAUCGUCCAUCUCAUAUACUUCUUGGUUCUGUAAGUAUUGAUUCACUACUCACCAGUGGAGUGAUGAUUCUUGCACAGUUUGGUUACAAUGUGCACGAUUGCACGGCAUUACAGCAGUCAAUUGUUCUCCUUCUGGGUGUCCCGUCCGAUAUGCUUCUGUCUUCAGCACUCUUACUAGCCUUCGACAGAUUUCUGGCUCUUCGUAAUCCAUUUCAGUACGAAACGCUAGUGACUGUUCAAAGAUGUUUAAUCCUGCUUGUGAUCCGUGUGAUUUUCCAUUUCAUAUCUCACCUUGUUGUGCAGUUUGCGACGUACGGAAUGGUCUCGUGUAAAUUGGAAUUUACUCUAAACCAGUCAUUAGUCAGCUGGAUAUUUAUUGCGAUUGGAGGAGUCGGGAUUUUUUAUUUUCACUGCUACUCGCUUUGUGUCGCUAGACAUCAUGCCAGAGCUAUAGCCAUAGGAAAUAAUCUUCCUGCUUUACAAGUACAUUUCAAAGCUCUAAGAACAGCAGGAGUCAUGAUCGCAGCUUCCUGGCUUACUUUAUUGCCGGUUAGCAUUUCGGGGAUGGGACUGAGCAUAUGCACGCAUUUAAACUCAAACCUUAUGGAAAUGACUCGGAUAUGUGUAGGAUUUGGAAUAGCUUUCAGCAUCUUCAGGCACGGAAUUGUCUUGAAAAGUAUUAUAAGUCCAUUUCUGUACACGUAUGCGUCCAGUGAGCUGCGUGAUGAAUUACGGAAGAUCUUUAAUAGCUUGAAGAAGAAAAGUUGUAACCGAAGUGUUGUUGGCUAA